This is a messenger RNA of Cuscuta epithymum, 1211 nucleotides long. The record is from the annotation of a GenBank genome assembly. Lineage: Eukaryota; Viridiplantae; Streptophyta; Magnoliopsida; Solanales; Convolvulaceae.
UUCGCGGGUUUACCGAAUAAAUUGGCCUACUGCCCUCUCAAUCCAAUACAAAACUUUCAAAGCUUUAAAAAGCAGAGUAAAAGAAGGGUAAAGCGCAGAGCAUAACAAUGACGAACGCGGAGGUAGAGGCGGUGGACUUCGAGCCGGAAGAUGACGACCUGAUGGACGAGGACGUCGAUGGCACUUCCCCUAGGGCUCUAAUUCCCAGGAUCAAAUCCGCUAUCGGCGACUCCUCCGCUCCCAAGAAAACAAAGGGCCGCGGCUUCCGCGAAGAGGCUGCUGAGGCCGACCGUAAUGCCCGCCUGUCUGCUCGAUUCGACUCUCUUGUUUCGGAUGGCGGCCCCGGUCCCGAAAGAUCCAUUGAAGGAUGGAUUAUUUUGGUAACUGGAGUUCAUGAAGAGGCCCAAGAAGAUGAUAUCCUUAACUCUUUUGGUGAGUUUGGAGACAUUAAGAAUUUGCAUCUGAAUCUGGAUCGCCGCACUGGGUUUGUAAAGGGCUAUGCACUGGUUGAAUAUGAAAACUUUGAAGAGGCACAAAAAGCUAUAAACGAGCUGGAUGGAACUCAACUGCUCACUCAAACCAUUAAUGUUGAUUGGGCAUUUAGCAGAGGCCCCUUCAAGAGAAGGAAUAAUAGGAGGACUUGUAUCAUAUCAAUGGACCAGAUGGUGUUACAAUUUGUUCAAAUGAUGCACAGAGAAUGACUUCGUGAUGAUAUUGAUCCUUUACAUUCAAUUGUUUAAUACAGUAAAAAUAAUAAACCUGUUGUGUAGUCGAUCCUGGAAGGAUAAAGUGUAACUGUGUAAGUGAUUCAUUCAUAUUUGAUGCCUAUGCUGCUAUGCAGAUCACCUCGAGGUCAUCGUUCAAGAAGUCCCCGGAGGAGAUACUAGCUAUGUGUGUGUGCGUGUUUCUUUUCUGAAGUCAUUGUGACUCUUGUUUGAGAAUAUAGACUUUAGCCUCAAGGAAUUCUGGUUGAUAUUAUGUACACUACUAUUUGAGCACGUUUGAAUGACUGGUAUUUGCUAGGCGUCCCUGUAUUCUCUUGAUUUGUCUUGCUUUUAUUUUAAUUAUUAAUGCAUAAUGAUUAAUGGCACCUGUAAUGUCCAGUAUUGACCCUUCCAAGAACAAGGUGGUUGUUUUGUCGAAGUUGGGAUAUCAAUCUUUAUUGCAUCUACAAAUGCAAAUAUGCAAUGCUCUUUAGUGAAAGAAUAUUC